AACACCAUGAUGUCAUCUGUAUCCAGUAUAGAACCUGUGUACCUGGUAACAUUCCUGGUGACUAUCGUCGUCUGCCUCUCCAUCUUCAAGUUCAUCGGUCCAUGGAUAUUGAGAAGGAUGACAAACAAAUAUGACACCCUGUCCUUGACCAAAAGAGUGGAGGUAAACGAAACGAUGAUGGCGCUGGCCCAUUCGUUAGUGGUUGGUCUGGCAUCCUGGUAUGUGUACUUAACAAUGGACGACAUCAAACCUACACUGACCAGGUACAAUUCUCCACCUGUCCUGUUCAUCGAUUCUAUCUUCUUUGGGUUCAGUGUCUCGGACCUGAUCUUGCUGCUAAUCUAUCGUGCUUUUGGACUGCCUUUUGUCGCACAUCACAUUAUGGCUGCAUUCAAUGGAUACGUUGUCUUGGCUUACCGCUCCAUGCCUUACUACUGCCUGACAGGGAUGAUGAUGGAGCUGUCUGGUCCAUGUGUCAACAGUAGGUUCCUAAUGAAGGUACUGGAUGUCGACCAGACGUCGUCACUUUACAUCUGGAACAGUGUCGCUAUGUUGGCGUCCUUCAUCGCUUUCCGGAUGACGGCAAACGCCAUCAACGCCUACAACCUGUUCUGGCUCGCCUUCACAGACGACUUUUAUCAGCUGACUUUGGCGGAGUACGUCUGUUUUGUCGGAGGUGUCCUCAUGUUUUCAGUGCUGAACUGCAUCUGGUUGAGUAAAAUGAUCAAAGGGGCAAUGAGACUUUUACGUGGGGAUAAGAAAUAUGACUGAACUUUCUUAAACAGUCAUUUCUUCAUGUACACCAUAUUUUUAUUUUAGAUUUUUUUGGGAAAGGUUGAUAUGCACAAGAAGUGGGAUUCCCCUUGUUUAAAAAAAAAGAGAUUUUGAUUUUAAAAAGAAAAAAGUUGAUUUUAUGUAGUGAAAUAACUAUAUAGAGUGACAUAUUUUAUGCUGCUAGAUACUUGUAGUUAUUGUUUUUAUUUGAAAAGAAAUUCAUGUAAUGAAGCAAUUUACUAUGUACACAAUAUUUCAUGCUGCUAGAUACUUGUAGUUAAACUUCUACAAGAUGACCAGUUUUGGAGAAGUUAAAUGUAUUGCAAAAAUUACACGACCUUUAGGUCGAAGUGUAUUUUAUUCAAUAUUUAUUAGGAGUUCUGAACCAACUAGAUUGUUUUGUUGAACUUGUGUGAUAGACAUUGUAUUUAUUAUAAAGAAACUAAUAGGUAGAAACACAACUAUUGCAACUCAGUGCUGAUCCAAGCAUUGUGUAAGACUAAGGAGGAAAAAUGUUUUGUUAUAAAAAUGUGAUUCCUGUUACAGUUAGUUGGCACCACAAUUUACCUUCCAAUGUUUGACACACAUUACCGCGGUAUGUUACA
Messenger RNA from Branchiostoma belcheri (Belcher's lancelet), 1379 nucleotides. RefSeq lists its product as uncharacterized. Gene Ontology annotation, cellular component: membrane; endoplasmic reticulum. The record is from RefSeq and is a predicted model, not a curated record. Gene Ontology annotation, biological process: lipid homeostasis. The coding region runs from base 7 to 771 and encodes 254 amino acids. The transcript is spliced from 6 exons. NCBI's taxonomy places the organism in Eukaryota, Metazoa, Chordata, Leptocardii, Amphioxiformes, Branchiostomatidae.